Messenger RNA from Phanerochaete carnosa HHB-10118-sp, 924 nucleotides. RefSeq lists its product as uncharacterized. The transcript is spliced from 3 exons. The coding region runs from base 1 to 924 and encodes 307 amino acids. Lineage: Eukaryota; Fungi; Basidiomycota; Agaricomycetes; Polyporales; Phanerochaetaceae. The record is from RefSeq and is a predicted model, not a curated record.
AUGACCUCUAUAACUCGUAAUUUACCGUGGUUUGUAAAGGAUCUUGGAGUUGCUAUCGUCGGAGAAAAGUGCUAUGUUUCUCUUGUGGAGAACCUCAACUUUGGGGAUAUGGACUGCUUGAAGUAUGCGCUUUCUAAGGGGCUGGGCAUUGGGAUUGUGGUCGGCGGGUCGAUUAUGAAGGUGCCACAGCUCCUGCUAAUUAUCUCCGCGAAGUCAGCGCGAGGACUUUCCCUUUCAGCCUACGUCCUUGAAACUCUAGCGUACGCCAUCACGCUCGCGUACUCAUAUCGAAACAACUUCCCGUUCUCAACCUACGGCGAGAACUUUUUCCUUACCCUCCAAAAUAUCAUCAUCACCCUCCUCAUCCUCCACUACCCCUCCUCGAGGUUGACACGAACGCAAUCGUCAGGCCCGCGCCUCGCGUUGGCCACCGCGCUGACCACGGCCGGCGGGAUCGCGCUGUACGCCGCACCGGCGCCGACGCUUGCCGCUCUCCAGAUGGCGACAAUCCCACUGUCGUUGUUCUCGAAGAUCCCACAGAUACGACAGAACGCGCGCGCCCGCUCGACGGGUCAGCUCUCUGCCUUCGCCGUCAUCUCGCAGGUUGCAGGAUGCCUGGCGCGGCUGUUUACGACCAGCGCUGAGGUCGGCGACCCGAUCCUCACUGCCGGUUUUGCGCUAGCGCUGAUCCUCAACAUCGUCCUCGGUAUGCAGAUGUGGUCGUACUGGGGCAAGGACGGGAAGGACGCGGGUGUGCCUGUUGAAAGCAGAUUCGAGGAGAGUGAGAAGGAGAAAAUCCCUGCCGCUGCCUGGCAGGAGGAUGGCAGGGUCGAGGUGAUUAUCCAACCUGCAUCUCCUGCUACCUCGAUCGCCACACCGACGCGUCAGCAGCCUGGCAGGAAAUGGGCGAGGAAGGUUGACUGA